AUGUGGCUCCUUCUGAUGCUGGUGUUGGCUCUGAUCCUCCUGUAUAGAUGGUACAGACAAAUUCGGUUGCUGGAGAAUCUUACAGAUAAAUAUGUUUUCGUUACUGGAUGUGAUACAGGAUUUGGGAACCUACUUGCGAAACAGCUGGACAAACGUGGAAUGAGGGUUCUGGCUGCAUGUCUGACAGAGACAGGGUCUGAGAAGCUGAAGAACGAGACCUCCAGCAGACUGCAAACAACAAUCCUUGACAUCGCUAACACUCAAAGUGUGAGCUCUGCUGCUUUGUGGGUUGAGGAGAAUGUCAGAAAUAAAGGUUUAUGGGGACUCGUGAAUAAUGCUGGCAUUGGGCUACCUACAGCUCCCAACAGCUGGCUGAGAAGGGAAGAUUUUGUAAAGGUGCUGAAUGUGAAUUUAUUGGGCAUGAUUGAUGUGACGCUUUGUCUGCUGCCCCUUAUUAGAAGAGCCAGGGGACGUAUUAUCAACAUGUCUAGUGUGAUGGGCAGGCUAGCCUUUGUAGGAGGAGGAUAUAGCAUAUCCAGAUUUGGAGUGGAAGCAUUCUCAGACUCUCUCAGGCGUGAACUUCAACCAUUUGGGGUAAAAGUUUCUAUCAUUGAGCCCAGCUCCUUCAAGACCCCAGCUACAGAUAUAAAGACCACAUUACAAAGCCUCAAUGAUGUCUGGAAACAGGCUCCACUGUGGGCCAAGGAUAGUUAUGGUCAACAGUAUUUCCAGGAUUAUUGCAGAUUCAUUGAGUACAGGCUGUCUAAGUGUGAUCCUCAUAUAAAUCAAGUUACAGAUUCCAUAGAGCAUGCGUUGACUGCUGUACAUCCCUGGACUCGCUAUUCUGUAGGCUGGAUUACAAAACUCUACUUCAUGCCAGUAUCAUAUCUUCCCACUUUCAUAUCUGACUACCUGCUAGCUCAUCCAUUGAAAACACCAUCCAGGCUGUGCUCUUCACAGGAUUGCAACUGA
Staurois parvus is the source of this 972-nucleotide messenger RNA. Lineage: Eukaryota; Metazoa; Chordata; Amphibia; Anura; Ranidae. The record is from the annotation of a GenBank genome assembly.